AUGGAGCAGCACCAGGGGCAAGCUCUCGAAAAUCCCUUCCACUGCCUCGAUAGAGCUGCCAAGGAAGCAAAAACUGCUUUCGCUCGCGCCUAUAUUCGCCAUGGCUAUAUCGGCGGAUAUGCGACGUCCCUUAUUGGUGGAAAGAGGACGACGAGUAGCAACAAACUUGUCUUCAUGAGUGGAGACAGGAGCACCGAGAUUGAGCUUCUUCGUGGAGGGAAAACUCAACAGUUGAAAUUGCCCGACGCAAAUACAGUUUCUAUUCUCUCUGUUACUGCCAAAGACCAACCAGGGCGUGUUGAGGAGACCCCAAUCCCUAUCGUUGCACCCUCCGUCCUCGUUCCCACGAAGAUCAAGAGAUGGUCGUUCUUGGCCGAUUCCACACGGCCGAAAAGCAUCACAAAAGCAGCGAGAGACGUUCAGGACAUUGAGAUACUCUUGCGUUGGCUCGCCAAAAACGAUCUUUACAUUGACUUCGAGGGUUAUCCGGAAAAGCAAGAGCAGGAGCAUCUCUCUGGGGUUCGCAAAUUGUACCAGAUGCAUGCUACAAUUCGCCUUUUGCUUGAGAUCACAUUGAAAGUGGAGAGUUUGCGUUCAUUGACAACUGGUCAGCUGCUCAAUAGACCGACAGUCUCGAACGACAGAUUCAGCAAUGCAUAG
This is a messenger RNA of Penicillium maclennaniae, 660 nucleotides long. RefSeq lists its product as uncharacterized. Lineage: Eukaryota; Fungi; Ascomycota; Eurotiomycetes; Eurotiales; Aspergillaceae. The transcript has 3 exons. The record is from RefSeq and is a predicted model, not a curated record. The coding region runs from base 1 to 660 and encodes 219 amino acids.